Messenger RNA from Brugia pahangi, 252 nucleotides. Lineage: Eukaryota; Metazoa; Nematoda; Chromadorea; Rhabditida; Onchocercidae. The record is from the annotation of a GenBank genome assembly.
AUGUAUGAUACUCAGAAGUUAACACAAUUCAUGGAUGUGUGUUACUCAGACCGUUAUCGCAAUUCAUGGAUGUAUGAUGCUGAUAGCGUUAAUCACAAUUCAUGGAUGUAUGAUACUAGACGUUCUCACAAUUCAUGGAUGUAUAAUGCUGAGAGCGUUAAUUACAAUUCAUGGAUGUAUGAUUUUCAGACCGUUAAUACAAUUCAUGGAUGUAUGAUACUCAGACCGUUAAUACAAUUCAUGGAUGUAUGA